Molecule: messenger RNA, 603 nt
Organism: Protopolystoma xenopodis
Lineage: Eukaryota; Metazoa; Platyhelminthes; Monogenea; Polystomatidea; Polystomatidae
Source: the annotation of a GenBank genome assembly
GCUCAGAAAUUUAAUACUGUCUAUGCUUACGACUAUCCUGCACUGCUGGGACAAGCAUUGACCGAAAUUUGGCAGACAUAUCGCCUUCCUUCUGAUUUACGUGUUUGGUCAAACGGGAGCCGGAUUGAUUCCGUAUUCGGUAUUCACAAUUUUACUUUACCGAGCUCAUCCUCCUUCAAUGCCUCAGUUCAAACUAAGCCAGCAGGGACUGAUCCACUUUCCGGGAAAAAUGAUUUUCAAAAUAGCUUACCUGGAAGUGGUCAUUCGCACCGGCACUCGUUGCGUCUUGGCAAUCCUAAGCAUCAUCUCGUUCAUCAUUGGCACUCUACUCACCAGCAUAGUGGGAACUGUCCGGUCCGUCAGCAAGCAAAUCUGACCCAAGAGUUUGGAUCACGUCGUGCUUUUGGAAAACAAUUCACUUCUACUGGUCGGAGUGUGAAUGAAAGUUCUUACUGGUCUCAGCUCGGAUAUGUCGAGGGCCUUGGCAAUCUAGGCGAAUACAUCAUUGAGUGCAUUGAAUUAGGACUCAAUACAGACGGCUUUCUUUGUCCAGUCGGCACUCGGAUGCCUGGCAGCAACGAUGUUCAGACUCCAUUAAUGUGA